Molecule: messenger RNA, 5957 nt
Organism: Chelmon rostratus (copperband butterflyfish)
Lineage: Eukaryota; Metazoa; Chordata; Actinopteri; Chaetodontiformes; Chaetodontidae
Gene: nacc1a
Product: nucleus accumbens-associated protein 1
Exons: 8
Coding region: 60-2012 (650 amino acids)
Biological process (GO): regulation of transcription by RNA polymerase II
Molecular function (GO): protein binding; DNA-binding transcription factor activity, RNA polymerase II-specific; RNA polymerase II cis-regulatory region sequence-specific DNA binding
Source: RefSeq, a predicted model, not a curated record
CCGUGGGAUCGGUCUCCCCGAAUUGAGGCUGCGCUCUCUCGAAACGAUCAUGCGAUUGAAUGACGAGCGCGUCAUGCUUGUCUUCCCCCUCUUCUGUCCUGUGCGAUCAGUGGCUCUGUGUUCCGCAGUCCCCUGGGAUACUGUACCGCCCUCGAUGGCUCUGCUAUCGGCGCUCCGCUCACACUGAAUGGCAGCCUGGAGCAGGGGAACGCGGGGAGAGAGAGCGCUGCUUCUUUGAACCGACGCUCUGCAUCAGCUUCCCAGCGAGGGGAAGACCCUUUGGUGGUGUGCGUAGGCGCACCAUGGCCCAGACCCUCCAGAUGGCGAUCCCAAACUUUGGCAACAAUGUUUUAGAGUGUCUGAAUGAGCAGCGGCUGCAGGGCCUCUACUGUGAUGUCUCCGUGGUGGUCAAGGGCCAUGCCUUCAAGGCCCAUCGAGCUGUGCUGGCUGCUAGCAGUUCUUAUUUCCGGGACCUUUUCAGCAGCAAUAGUGGAGGAGGUAGCAGCAAUGAGACGAGCCCGACCGUAGUGGAGCUUCCGUCAGCUGUGCAGCCCCAGAGCUUCCAGCAGAUUUUAACUUUCUGCUACACAGGACGUCUCAGCAUGACGGUGGGGGACCAGUUCCUCCUCAUGUAUACUGCAGGCUUCCUGCAGAUCCAGCAGAUCAUGGAAAAAGGCACUGAAUUCUUCCUCAAGGUCUCCUCACCCAGCUGCGACUCCCAAGGCCUUCACGCUGAGGAGGCCCCACCUUCUGAGCCACAGAGCCCUGUAACGCAGACCAGUAACAGUGCAGCCCGGCCGACCUCCUGCCUGACGCCGCUCUCUCUGGUAUCACGAGUGAAGACAGAGCAGCCAGCUAGCCAGCCGGAAGCAGCCACUCCUUACUCAGUAGUCUGCACUCCUGUAGCCAAGCGGCUGUGGGAGGGUGGCAGCAGCCGAGAUGGAGGUGGGGGAGGCUCUGGGGGAGGAGGAGGGGCCAGGAAGGCGGCCCGUUAUUCCCAGGAGGCGGUGCGGGGCAGUGCGAUUCAGAGCCCCGGAGCCCUCGGACUGGCCAUGGGCAUGGGUGCCACUGCGACCGGCCUUGCGGGCAUGGUGGCCGGCGGCGGGCUUAGUGGCAGUGUCGGCACCAAUGGCGGCUCUGCAGCAGGUCUGGGCAUGUCAGAGGGCGCCAGCCCCGGCACCCUGAGCACCUACGCCAGUGACUCACCUAUCAGCUACCACGAUGAUGAAGAAGAGGAAGAGGGGACAGAUGAAAGCGCUGAAGAGCAGUACAGGCAAAUCUGCAACAUGUACACCAUGUACAGCAUGCUCAACAUGGGAGCUGCAGCUGCUGGCGAGCGCGUUGAGGCUCUACCGGACCACACAGAGACACGGGGUCGGAUGCGAGGCAGAGACCUUACGUGUCUCCCUGCAGAACUCAUCGCUCAGAUAGGCAACCGCUGCCAUCCCAAACUGUACGAGGAAGGAGACCCUGCUGAGAAACUAGAGUUAGUCUCAGGUACUUCUGUGUAUAUAUCGCGAGCCCAGCUAAUGAACUGUCAUGUGAGCGCAGGGACCAGACACAAGGUGCUGCUGAGGAGGCUGCUGGCUGCCUUCUUUGACAGGAACACUCUGGCCAACAGCUGUGGAACAGGCAUCCGCUCGUCCACCAAUGACCCGAGCCGCAAGCCCCUGGACAACAGAGUUCUGCAUGCGGUCAAAUUUUAUUGCCAGAACUUUGCCACCAGCUUCAAAGAGAGCGAGAUGAACGCCAUCGCAGCCGACAUGUGCACCAACGCCCGGCGCGUGGUCCGUAAGAGCUGGAUCCCCAAGCUGAAGCUACUGAUGGCUGAGAGCGAUGCCUACACCGCUUUCCUUCCUGACGGCGUCAAGAUGGAGGAUGACACCCUGGGGCCGGAUCCGACCUUCGACCCCACCUCUCUGGAGGCCACCGGCGGUGCUGGCUUGGAGUCGGGUGGCUCUUCAGGUGAAUCGCUACCGGGUGUGGGCGGGGACGGAGGACCGUUAUUUUGAACUUUGUGUCUGGGGGAAGGUUGAAAUUUGGUGACACGUAUACCAGUAUUCCCCAGUUCUGCUUGCCUCCUCACUCUUUGGCCCACGCUGAUUUCUCACAUCUGACUGUCUAUACUACACUGCUAGGGUCAACCGUUGUUGUUACCCUGAUGUAACCAGGACAUGAAAACUUAAACUUUUGCUUUAUGACUGUACAAUGGAGUAGUUGAGGAAAGGGAGAGAGUAAGAGGAUGUUAAGUUUUCUCCUAACUGCCCUCUGCCUCCCCUUGUCUUUUUAAGGUGUGUAAGCGCAUCCACUGUUGCAUAUUAAAUACAUUCCCUGACAUGCAGGUGGUGGGGGGGAGUGGCCCGUGCAGCCUGAGGAGGAAGGGAUGGCUGGAUGGACAGGCUAGGAGUAGAGGUGGCGAGUGUAUUGAAUGUAAGUGUCAGUGGCAUUUUUCUCUAUGCAAGCCUGACAACUUUUAUUCCAGCCUCAGAAAAGGAACUAAAUUUAGACACAAUAAUAAAAUGCGUUAACACUACCUGCUCUUCCUCCCCUUGCACCUUCCACUCAUCGACCUGCAAGUAUUCUUCACCCCACAUCACCUCUCUUGAGACCAGAGAAUCUCACCAGAGUGUUUCACUGUGCGGUGUCUUAUAGGACUAUAUCUCAUCUUUCUGUUUUCUAAAUCUCUAGCAUGUUUGUCGGUCUACAAAACUGAACAGUGAUCCAGAGAGACGGGGAAAGCUUUUUACUGAGAUGAUUGUAAAGAAAAUUUAAGGGCAACAGGUAAUCAGAGAUGGUCAUAUUUUUAGAGGAUAAACUAUAUUUAUACAAGUGUCCAUGCCGAGAACGGUGUGGGCAAAGAGAGUGACAGGGAUUGUUUUAAAAUCUCGAUCUUCACGUUUUAUUGAAAGAGGUCUUGUCAAAUAAGUGAAAAGUGCUAUUUUUGCAGAAAAAAGGAGUUUAAUAAAGCAGUCUUAUCAUAGGACCCUUAGUCAUUUAUUUUUAUCUUUGUUUGACAGUGCAGAGUGAUGGAAUGAGCAGUUGAACUGCUAAGUUCGAAGCAUUUCAUCUUCACAAGCUUAAAAGGAAUAAUAAGACUGAUUCAGCUGGCUUGACUGUUGUCUAUGAUACCAUUUCUUGUUAAGGUUGUGAACCUGCAGCGUGUGCCACCUUCGAUAAAACAUUGGCCCACAAUUUUGAAGAUGACUUGGAGAAUUACAAAGGUUAUAUCGAUCUGACAACUCAGCUAGUUUCUUCUUUGUACUGAAAUUACUGAAAAGAAAAAAAACUGCUGACGUUUUUGUGCAAAUGCAAAAGUCCCAGGAAAUAAUGAUGGAAUAUUGGAACGUGCCUUUUAAUUGAAAUCAAUAAGCAGAAGCCUGGUGGGUACAGUGACGUCAUGAGGAAUAUUGCUCGAAGCUACAGUAAUAGGUUUAAUGGUACUAUCCAUGUGUGUGUGUCAAACAGUUCUGAGGUAAAAGAGAGUCUGUAUUGAGUGGCUGUGUCUUUUGGUAUGUAGUUUUUUCAUGUAUCUAAUACACCACCUCUUUAAUUUUGCACCUUCCAUGAGCGGUAGAGUGGAGGUUUCUGCACCUUAAUGAGAAGAACCAGUGGUUCAUGCACCUUUUUGAGACGUGUUGUGUAGCAACUGAACCCCUGUAGGUGGAACUUGUCUUUUUUUUCCAUGCCAGCCUGUGUUUCUUGUUUAGAAGUGGCACAAACUCCUACUGUAAAUAAUCAAGAAGACUGUUAAGUUGAGUUAAAUCCCAAGUGUUCUUCCUUUCUGUUGCUGGAUGCGUCUGAUUAUGAAAUGUCAACAACUGAACUGAGCUUUUUUUUUUUAUGUGAAAGUUUGUGUCUGCUGGAAACUUUUUGAAUGCAUGGUGACCUGGAGAUCACAGGUCAGUACAGGGGAUUCAUUAUUCCUGUUGCAGGUGGGUCUGGGCAUAACUUAGGAAUGUGUUCUUAACCUGAAAUGCUCUCACAGACGACUCAUGACUUUCUCCGUCUGGAAAAGAGGGAUUUUUUUUUUUUCUGAAGACAGGUACGACGUCAAAACGGGGAAAGAGUUAAUGCUUCUCAUUCAAGGCAGUUGAGUCAAUCUUAUUGAGAAAAUAAGUAGAGGCAUGAAAGAUAAAGCUCAACCUAUUUUCAUUAUUGAUUAAAAUUCUAUGGAUGUGUUUGCCUAAAAGGUUUGACCUGAGGGUAUAUGGACAGAACAAAAAUGCAGUACCUUGUAAGUAUUCUGUUAAGAUAAUGACAACAAAACCUCAGUAAGCUUUGCAUUUGACUGUAGAUGCCACAUGAGCACCCCUCCCCCACUUACCUCUCCAGUGUCUCUGAAGACUGUUGUGCUUCCUGUCCUUCAUGCAGCUGGUGUCAUGUUUCACCUCCACAAGUUUAUUCAUGUGUUUCAGAGAGAGGCAAAGCAGUGGUUUUAGGGAGCUGAAUCUGAAUUAUUAGAUGUAUGCUUAAUUUGCGUAGUGGCUUAUUACCGAGCCAAGUUUACACAAGUUCAACACAACUCAUGUUACAUCGUCAUGCCCCCCAACCUUUUUUUUUUUUGUUCAUUAUGGCAGUACUCAAGUUAUGCUCUGCCAGGUGUAUUUUCAGCUACCAUGAUCCAUUAAAUAGUAUAUAACAGGAUUUUCUACAGAAAACUUAUCUAAAAAUCUAAAUAAAUCCACUUUAACAGGAACUCUGGAUUUAAUGUAGGAAGUUUCAGGGACGUUCAAUCUGCAAUGAAAUUGAAUUCUGUGAAGAAUGCAAUACCUCAUUUAGCAUAAUGUCUACUAAAUCUGUCAAUGUUCCUGCCUAAAGAAGCAAAACAAGGUAUGACGUUAGCCAAUUUACUGUUCAAAUGUCUGAAUUUAGUUCCACUACCACGGGACUGUUAUUGAUUGUGUCCUUCACAGUGGUGUUAAUGAAACCAGAAUACCAUUACCACUGACACCCUUAGAAUAACAGUGAGUCUCCCACAUAGAUCAAAAAGUAAAAGGAAACUUUAAAGGCGAGAAACAACAAGGGCUUGAAUGAGUUAUACACAGUGACCUUCUCCAUUCUGACUCACUUACUAGAGCUGAAAUAUCACCAGUGAAUCAGCAUUGAUUCCAAGGAAGCCACGUUAGUCUGCUUUCACAGCACAGCAGCUCAGCCCAAAUCCAAAAAUGUCCACAAAGCACCAUUGACCCAGUCAGAAUAUCCUGUUGCGCCUCAUGAGCCUGGUCUAGAAGCACGGGUUUAGGGCCUGUGUUGCGAUGAGUUGAACGAGUAAAGUAGAAGUAACUGUGGGUACAGUAUGUGUCAGGGCCAACUCAAGUAAGUGUUCAAAAAGUCCCUCACACACAACCGAUUGCACAGUGCUUGUAUGCGCAGUAGGUGUGUGUGGUUGUGUUUUACUUUGUGUGCAUUUGAGAAUAGAAAGCUUUCAUUUUUAGUACGUUCUCAGCAAACUGUAAUUUCUGUACCUUUCAACGUUUUUGUUUACUCUUCACAAAACAUGUAGACCUACACACUUGAAUGGAUAAGGUGUGGCACGGCAUGGGGAACCUUUUGUCACUAAACAGUGCAUACAUAAAUAUGAUUAUACACAUGUAUAGAUAAAUACUGUAUAUUAUAUAUAGACGCACACAUAGAGGUCAGAUUGUUUGUUGUGCACUCGCAGCAUGAGGUAUAUAUUUACCCAGAAACAGCGCUUCUUCACAACCUGUGCAGUAAUUGGUCUGCCCAUGUCUUUGCCCCAGCUCCUUACCCUCUGUAACCCUGUAGCGCCAGUGGACAUCCUGUACCGCUCAUCCUAUUCUUUCUGUGUUCCAAGUGCCAAUAACUUUGUGAAAGCCCUGUAACUGUGACCCAACAUUAUCAAAGGUAAUUGCACAUUAACGACUGUAAAGUAAAUAAAUACAAAUCAUAGAGAAAAUGUCAAAUGGAUUAAAUAAUGAAUAUCUUAAUAAAAGAUU